Ordospora pajunii is the source of this 207-nucleotide messenger RNA. RefSeq lists its product as uncharacterized. The transcript has a single exon. The record is from RefSeq and is a predicted model, not a curated record. NCBI's taxonomy places the organism in Eukaryota, Fungi, Microsporidia, Ordosporidae. Bases 1 to 207 code for a protein of 68 amino acids.
AUGGAUAUCAGGCAAUCAUUCAUCAACAGUAGGAAGACGCCAACAGCACAGAGCGAAACACCAGAUGAAUCGCUGGAAGAAGAGUACUACAAGUGGAAGAUACGGUGUCUAAAACGAAGACUAAGAGACAUUAGAAAGGAAAUGCAAAGGAUUGCAAAUAUCCAUGCCUUACAGCUCGGCAAUGAUGCUCAGCUUAAUAAACAGUAG